AUGGAAAGGGAGUCAGGGUGCAGGAUUCUUGUAAUUUCAUCCAAAAUCGAGCACGCGGAGCGGUUCGUACAACGCGUGCAGGCCCUAUCCAAAACACCGAAUCCUGUACCUUCGUCUGAAGACGUGUCCGCUGGUAUCACACCUUGGACAAUUUCAAACAAAUAUUACUCUGCUGUCGUGCACUUUCAGACUCGUCAGGUGCAGCAGUUCAGAUCGUCUCAUGCCGAGGGAGUACCCGCAGUAGUUUUUGUAUGGGAGAAAGGCGAGUCAUAUCGAGAAUUCCUCUUGGAUGCAUCAAACACCCUGCGGCAUCAUGACCCAGAAGUCUCAUUGGCAGUGCGAUUCGGGGCUGGCUCUGCAAUAGACCCGGAUGAAGAGGAAAUAGACGAAUUUCUAUCUUCAAACGGGUUUGAAUUUAUAGAGGGAGAGCGCACCUCUUGCGAGCCUACACCAAACGAAGACAGACAUUUUGACGACGAGGAUUCCGGGAUUCCCGGGCUGCCUCGAGUUAUCGAUGCCCUAAGCACUAUUAUGUGGCCUUCCCUUGUGCAGUCCGAGUCCACCCGUAAUCGCAAGAGUCGUGCACGCGAGCUACUCGAUUGGGCACGCGAGGAGGAAGAGGACGACGGUCUUCGCGCAUUAAUAACCUCUGAAGGGCUCACGGGGGAUGAUCUACAUACUGACCAUAGCGACGACGACGAGCCUGAUGAGGCUGGGAGUGAGGCCCCGAGAGCAGCGCGGAAAAGUCGGAUGCAGCGUGAAAUGGAGGAGCUUGAGCGCUGGCUGGCUGAAGAGGACGGGCGGAGAGAGGAAGAACAUGCGCGCGCGUGGAUCGCAGACAGGCGUCCCCUGGGUGUGGAUGGGUGGCAGGACAUACCUACUCCGGUAAUCAAGACACCGACGACGGACGCGCCCUCACACAGCGUCCCAGUGCUCGGGUUUGACGACGACUUUACCGAAUUCGUGUCUGCUACGUCGCCUGUGCAAUCCGCGCACACGGGCACGGAUCAUCUCGGUGCGUUUAUUGAAGAUAGGCUCGUCCCCAUGCACACCGGCGCAUCGUACCGAUCACUGGCGUCAGUCUCGGACUUUGGUGGCGCAAGUAGCUCGGUUCCGCAUCUCAACGGAUCCGACGACGCAGGCGAAGACGCAGAUAUGCCCUCGCGAGAAGAGGUAAUUGAGACCUCUCGUCGUAUUUUCGGCUCAUCUGGGCCGCUACCAACGCCGGAUAUUUUAAAAAUAUCCGAGGCCAGUGGCUCCCAUUCUACCGUGAGUGCAGAUCCCAGCUCGGAUGAGCAUGUAUUCGAACAUCACGAUGAAGACGAGGAUGAAUUUGAGGUCUCGGCGUUUGACCUGUCGCGUGUGCUUAGCGCAUUGCAUGGUAUGAAGGAAGAGAUCGGAGGGAUGUCGGACGAGAGUGAACGCAGACGUGCCGCAGCCCGUGUUGCGCUCGGACUCGUCUACGGGCUGCAGACAGACCGUGAUACAUGA
Messenger RNA from Fibroporia radiculosa, 1491 nucleotides. RefSeq lists its product as uncharacterized. The transcript is spliced from 4 exons. The record is from RefSeq and is a predicted model, not a curated record. NCBI's taxonomy places the organism in Eukaryota, Fungi, Basidiomycota, Agaricomycetes, Polyporales, Fibroporiaceae. The coding region runs from base 1 to 1491 and encodes 496 amino acids.